Molecule: messenger RNA, 2365 nt
Organism: Micropterus dolomieu (smallmouth bass)
Lineage: Eukaryota; Metazoa; Chordata; Actinopteri; Centrarchiformes; Centrarchidae
Product: probable polypeptide N-acetylgalactosaminyltransferase 8
Exons: 11
Coding region: 1-1875 (624 amino acids)
Cellular component (GO): Golgi apparatus
Source: RefSeq, a predicted model, not a curated record
AUGAGAGCAGUGUGGUUAAAGCGGCCAGUCCUCUUACUCGGGGGGAUUGGGGUCGUCCUCUGCAUAGGCAUAUAUCUAAAGAGUGGAUAUGAUCAAAGGACCGACAAAGGACACAGGAGUUUGUAUGACCUGGAGGAAAGCAUCAGCAAUCUCCACAAUGUACUCAGAGUGUUUGAGCAAAAGCAGGAUGCCAUGCAGAAAUUGCUCGAAGAGGACCGAGGUAGAAGGAGAGAAGCUGAAGAGGUCAAACAACCACCAGUCAAAGAGCAGCCACGGCAGGAAGUACAACCUGAAGCAAAGAUCCAGGAUCAAAAGGAGCCCCUCAUAGAGAAAAAGUCUAAACUGUUCCCUGACUCCACCCUGUUCAAGGAGUGGGGGGAGAAUCUGUCUGAGGAUGACCAAAAAGAGGCACAGGCUUUGUUUGUGAAGUAUGGAUACAACGUUUUUCUCAGCGAUCGCCUUCCUCUAGAUCGAGCUCUUCCUGAUACGAGAGAUCCGAGGUGUGUGAAAAAGAGUUACCCAAAGGACCUGCCAAGUCUCGGAGUGGUGCUGAUCUACCUGAAUGAGGCCUUGUCUAUCCUCAAAAGAGCCCUGCGUAGCAUCAUAGACCGCACCCCUAAAAACCUGCUGAUGGAGAUAAUAAUGGUGGAUGACAAUAGCUCUAAUGAAGACCUAAAGGGGGACCUUGACAUUUACGUGAAGUCCCUUGAGGAGCAGAAUCCAAGUCUCCGUAUUGUAAGAGUGAGGCACAAUGAGCAACAGGGCCUUGCUUUCGCUAGGGCUUCUGGGUGGAGGGCUUCUACCGCUGAUGUGGUGGCCAUCCUGGACGCACACAUCGAAGUCCAUGACAUGUGGGCUGAACCCCUGCUGACACAGAUCAAAGCUGACCGAACAGUGGUGGUGUCCCCUGUGUUUGACAGAGUCAACUUUGAUGACCUCACGGUUACUCCAUAUCUUCCAGCAUCACACGCCUUUGACUGGGCUUUAUGGUGCAUGUAUGAGAGUUUUACGCCCGAGUACUACAAACUCAAUGACGGCUCAUUGCCUGGAAAGAGUCCGUCCGUCAUGGGUAUCCUCGUUGCUGACAGGAAGUUUCUAGGAGAAAUUGGAGUCCUCGAUGAAGGAAUGAAAGUGUACGGCGGAGAAAAUGUUGAGCUGGGAAUUCGGGUGUGGACGUGUGGAGGCAGUAUUGAAGUAGUUCCAUGCUCCAAGAUCGCCCACAUCGAGAGAGCCCACAAGCCCUACAUGCUGGACCUGAGCCCGGCCAUGAAGAGAAACGCCCUGAGGGUAGCAGAAAUCUGGAUGGAUGAAUACAAACACAACAUCAACUUGGCUUGGAACUUGCCAUUCGAGAAUCACGGAAUUGACAUAGGUGAUAUCUCUGAGAGGAAAAAACUCAGGGAAAGGUUGAACUGUAAACCUUUCAAAUGGUACCUGGAAAAUGUCUAUCCCAAGUUGGACCCCUGGGACAACCUACUUGCCUAUGGAGGAAUGAAGAAUCUCAAUGCUAACAUGUGCAUAGACCAAGGCCCAGUGCCAGGUCACACACCCAUCGCUUACAAUUGUUACUACUAUGGACCUCAAAUGACUUAUUACCGCGCAACUGGAGAACUCUACAUCGGCGGCAUCAAGUCCCACAAGUACAAUGACAACCGGUGUUUGACUGACGUCGGCAAAAAAGAAACUGAGCCUGGCCUUUACAACUGCAAAGAGGCUAUGCAGAAAGGAAUGGGGAUUUACUGGGACUUCACUCAGGGCAAAGAACUGAAGAACAAAGAGACGAAAAGAUGUCUGGAGAUUAAAAACAGCAAACUUAUAAUACAAGAAUGCUCUGGCCAAAGAUGGGAAAUCCAAAACAUAAUCAAACCCUUUUGAGUGUGUGUGCAUGUGCGAACAACAAGAAGUUCUCUCCUCAUCAGCAGAUCACAACACCUGGAUGUGUAAAAUGUAGGGGUGUGACGAGAUCUCAUGAGAUUAAAACAGGAUGAGAUUUCUCGUCUGGUUAAAAGCUGAAUUGCGAGAGACUGCUGCUUUUUCACAGCUCCAGUUCUGGAAGUAAUAUGUGCUGUGCCAUCUCAGGCUCUUAUUUUUUAAUUUACAUAAUCAACUUGCAUAUUUGUGUUUCGUCAGAUAGAUAGAUAGAUAGAUAGAUAGAUAGAUAGAGACUUUAUUGUCAUUGCACAUAAAAUACAACGAGAUGCAGUUCAGAGCCAACCAUUGAACUUAGCAGCUUCUAUAAAUAAAUAAAUACGCCAUAAAAGGAUUGCAAAAAAUAAUAAAAUGAAGCAAUAAAAUGUUACAAUAAGAGUGUUUGGAAAGUGGGAAUAUUGACUAGUUUACUUAUAUACAUGGCUGAAUAUGUUCA